AUGGCCGGAAUCUCAAAGAAGGCUUCGAUUUUUCCAGUUGGUUUUAGGUUUGAUCCAAACGAUUUGGGGUUGGUGAGGCGUUAUCUUCGCAACAAGGUCGAUCAUAAGGUGGACGGGUUCUUAACAACGUUGGAUGUGUACGCCGACGUGCCGUGGCGUCUUGAGCCCGUAGACAACCCUCUGUUCAAGAAAAAGGAAUGGUACUACUUUGUUGAGAGGAUCAGAAGAGGUGGCAAGACACCGAAGCGGACCGUACCGGCAAGAGGAGACAGCGAAGGCGGCACUUGGAAAAGCACAGGUGCCAAAACGGCUAUCGUGGACGGGAACAAGAAGGUGUGGGGUUACAAGCAGAGUCUCGUGUUCAACAAGAAAGUCAAGGGAAAGCCAGUCAAAACUGAUUGGCUCAUGACCGAAUAUUCCCUAAACAAGGACGUUCACGACAAUACGGUCUUGUGUUGGAUCCGAGACAAGACCGAGAAGAAAGGCAAACCAGGGUACGUUGACCAGGUGCCUCAGGUGGCAAACAACAUCGUACCGUACCAAGUGCAAGAACAUGAAGUUGCUUUAACCGUUUCUGCUAGUGGGCCUGAGAUGAUGACGUUAGAGGGAGAGCAUAGUCAGGUCACUCAACAUCAUGGUGUCGAUUUAGGUUUCCAGGGCUUGGAAAAUUGGUUAAUGUUAGACAUGAAUGUAGACGAUUACUUUAACAUCGAUGGAGUCUUGAAUACGGAAGGUGGCACCACUCAAGAACACGGACAAGAAGAAGAAGCGCAAGAACAACCGCAGCAACUGACUCCUCUACCUUAA
This is a messenger RNA of Microthlaspi erraticum, 807 nucleotides long. NCBI's taxonomy places the organism in Eukaryota, Viridiplantae, Streptophyta, Magnoliopsida, Brassicales, Brassicaceae. The record is from the annotation of a GenBank genome assembly.